Aureobasidium melanogenum CBS 110374 is the source of this 1404-nucleotide messenger RNA. RefSeq lists its product as uncharacterized. The transcript has a single exon. The record is from RefSeq and is a predicted model, not a curated record. Bases 1 to 1404 code for a protein of 467 amino acids. NCBI's taxonomy places the organism in Eukaryota, Fungi, Ascomycota, Dothideomycetes, Dothideales, Saccotheciaceae.
AUGCCAUCAACACAAACAGAAGAACGCUGCACAACUAGAAGAACACCACCCAUAAGGAGUGAUUCACUCAAGUCGAGAUAUUCUGCGCCGCAUUCACAGACGCCAGAACGUUCUUCUUCGUCUGAUCUCACACGUCGCGCUAGUGAUACGACUACUUGUCUUCCUCGAAGCUCGUCGCCAGUAAUCACACCAUGGCCGCCUGCGAAGUCUCCAGCAGUCAAACCGGCAAACUCGACACCUGCGCUCAAGCCAUUGCCAACUCUCAAACUUGCGUCACCAAAACCGUCGCCAGCUUUCAAGUCUCCAACAACAACAAAGCCAUUGCCAGCUGUCGCGCAAUCUCCAUUACCAAUAGCACGGCUGGAGUGCAUAGCGCUGCCAGGAAAAUACUCGCCUACACAGAUUCCAACUCCAAAGUUUGUGAUUUCGAAGAGGAAGACUUGGUCUCUGCUCGCAGAUACGAAAGGUCGAAAUGGCAGUGAUGGAGUCGAGCCUACUACACCUGAGCGUUUGGUGAUAAAGAGGAGGGCGAGUACUCCGAGGACACCACGACGUACACCAAACCCAUCACCAAGUCCACUUUUCCAACAAGAAUUUGACAAUGUUGAAGAAACAGCAGCAGAUACGAAUACGCUUUGUAACCCCAACAUUAUCAUCAAGACGCCAGCAAGUGGAGACGUUGUUGGUGCCCCCAUCUUUGUUCCGCCAGCUUCCGAAAAUUCUGGGGUGAUGAUGAAGGGGCAGGAGCAGGUCCGGCCAAAAGGACUGGGGUUGAGAUUCCCUGGGGGUCUGGAGGAUGGGGUUUGCGUGUCCGUGUCAUCGAUGACAAGAAUUGUGGAUACUACAGAUGUUGUUGACACUUUUGGCUGUUCGUCAUCAUCAUCAUCAAGCAGAGAAGCAGAAAAUCUCAACACCGAGGACAAACAAGAGAAAAGAGAUUUUCUAUCACCGAUCCAAGACUUUGCUGCUAAAGUUGUCAUCUCACCUUUUUCUGUCAGCCCCCAAAAGCACCUCACCAGACCCUACCAUCACUACCUCUCUCUCCCUGAUCCCUUACCCUUGCCUCUUCCACCAUCCCCAUCCCACACCCAUCCUUACACCUCAGGCAUCCAUAUCCUUCCCUCCUGCACCUCUGGCUCAUUAACCCAUCGCCUCGCUUGCGGUCACUUGAUCCUUACUUCUUCGCCAGAACUCUGUGCACACAAUUGUGUAGCGCAGAAAACGACGUUUGAGAGUGCGAGACUACAGGCACAGGGCUUUGGGGCGAAUGUCAGGGGGUUGGAUCAGAGGUGGUGGUGUGGGGUCUGUGCAGAGGUGGGAAGGGAGGAGGGGAGGAAGUGUGUAGGUGUUUUGGGAAGGGACAUGCUUGGGAGUGGAAGCCACGAUGGUGAAGUUUGUCGUUGA